Molecule: messenger RNA, 2127 nt
Organism: Notolabrus celidotus (New Zealand spotty)
Lineage: Eukaryota; Metazoa; Chordata; Actinopteri; Labriformes; Labridae
Exons: 3
Coding region: 453-707 (84 amino acids)
Biological process (GO): negative regulation of protein kinase activity
Molecular function (GO): calcium-dependent protein kinase inhibitor activity; protein kinase binding
Source: RefSeq, a predicted model, not a curated record
CUGCAGCCUGAAACUUUAGCACACCUCCGCUGUGUAAUCCGGAAUGUCAGCACUGUCGCUUGUACCAACCGCACGGUGUGACGUUCACCUGCUGGUAUGAGUCAAGACACAAUACGAGGAAAUCCCCAAGGCCGAGAAAUAGACGAGAGGCCCCUUUAAAUCGACGCUUCCUCGGUGCUGUGCCAAGGGAGAGAGAGAGAGGGAGGGAGAAGACUGAUAAACAACAACACUGGUCUCAGAAGCCGCUUUUACCGGAUUCAGUGAUACUGCGGCCUCGUAGGGAAAGAGGCUGCGAGGACUUUCUCCCUGUUCUCUCCACAAUUUGGUCGUCUGUUGUUCAUACAUUCAUUGUUUAAUGCCAUUGCGGAAGUGAGAAGCUUUCCGACACGACACAAGGCUUGAGCAGUGCUGACAUCCAGCGGCCGACCAAGAGAACUGCUCCUCCAGCGGAGAUGUACGGAGCUUCAGGGAUCCCAGAGCUCAUCGCGCCCAGCGGGCCGCCGCGACAACCCGGCCCGGCAGGACAGUUCAACCCGGGACACCCGCAGGUCCACGGGGGCGGGGCCAACCCGCAGAGACUCGGACAGAGGGCUCCAAAGCUGGGCCAGAUUGGACGCACCAAGAAAGUGGACCUGGAGGACGAAGACUUGGAUGACAUCAUGAACAACAACGGCCAGUGUCCUGUCUCCUUGUCUCCUAUCUCCUAAACUUCACCGAGAAGUGCCAAACAAAAAAAGAAAAGAAAACCCCUUGGGACGCCAAAACUCCCCCCAUCAGCGAUCUCGGCCUUGAGCUUGUGACGUGUCCUGAAGACGCCUCCGAUGGCUGAAAAGGCACGAGAAAAAAGCAGCUCUCUUAGCGCCAGCUGAAGCCCUUACUGUAAAUAGUUUAUUUAACUUAACUUUGUCAGACUGUGAAUGAAAUGUGUUGCAUCACCCUCUACUCUAUACCUCGGUUGGCUGUAGGACAUCAGGAAUGAUCAGGAAUGGGGAAGAUUUGGAGAAAGUGUGUUUUUUCAAAGCUUCUCAUCAAAGGGCUACAUUUCUAAAGUUGCACUGAGCGGGUUUUAAGGGGAAGGGUGAGGGAACAUGCCUGUUAAUAUGUACCACACAGGUGAAACGUUAAGCUUUGGUUGUGCAAUGACUAUCACUCUCCUCUCUCACACUGAUGAUGCAAGUGGUGUCCUGUUCUCCAGCAGAUAGAAGCUCGCUCUCUACAGAAAAACUACUGCUAACUAUUUAUUAUCAAAAAAACGGAGAGGAAACUAUUCGUCGUGUUGUUAUGGCUGCUUUGUGUUUUUUAAACUUGUUUAUUUCUGGAUCAGAAAUCUAUAACUGAGGUUUAUAUUGUUUCCAAACGGUGCACUUUGUGGGAAUGCCUGUUAUGUGCAGUGAUAUGUUGCAGACUUCUAUGCAUGGACUCUGUUAAAGCAUCAAACACGUAACUGGUAUCCUUUUUUAUUAAGGGCUAUGUAGUAGUAUAUCACGCCACGCCGCCGUUACUCCACUGAGGUGGUGCAGAGUCGGCGUUUUUCAGAGCACGUUGUGGGCUUUGGAUGCAAACUCGACAAUUUGAGACGUUUGUUUGUUUGUUUCCUAAAAGUGAGGAGGAGGAGGCCCGACAGCUGUGAUAUAAAAAUGUACAGCUGUAAAUGUGUUGAUGAAAUUGCCAAACAGUAUCUUCUGCUGUGUCAGGUUGGUAACAGAUUCUGAUUGGCCGUUGAAGAAAUUCUCAUUUUGUAUUUCUAACAGCAGGGGAGUAAAGUGGCUUUGAACGCCACCCUGGAUCAGGUGAACUUAACUUCACAGUGUGACAUCAUGGAAAGAAGCUCUCAUCGCUCAGACAAUCUCUACACCGGUGUUUUGGUGGAUUUGAAAGAUUGCAGUGGACUCUUGAAAUGACGGGUUGUGUGUGAAGGCUCAUGCUGAUGAUGUCGUGUUCUUUGGCUGGGAAAUUGUUUAUGGGUCACUUUUUGUUCUCGCGUCAUGGAAAAACACUGUAUCUCACUGUCCAGCCUCUGACUCAGGAGGUUGUUGUUCAGGUUGUGGUUGAACAUUUGCAUGGACGACUUUUCACAACGCAUCUCUGGAAAUAAAAGAUGAAUCCUGCUCUUUUAUGUUCACUGAA